Molecule: messenger RNA, 2047 nt
Organism: Juglans regia (Persian walnut)
Lineage: Eukaryota; Viridiplantae; Streptophyta; Magnoliopsida; Fagales; Juglandaceae
Exons: 10
Coding region: 111-1754 (547 amino acids)
Biological process (GO): RNA processing
Source: RefSeq, a predicted model, not a curated record
CUCAAUGACCAAACUACUCUCUAUCCCAGUCCAGCGGACCAGCUGCCAAAGGCACCGCCUUUCUUCCUUCCCCCACGACUAAGGAGUCUAGAGCUUACAAAGCGCCUAGAAUGGCGACUCUGCCGAGCCAUGGGCUCAGGAGCCUCACCACUGCGCGCCCAUGGCUCCUAAAUCGUCGUCCCUCUUCAACCUUCGCCUCUCUAUCUUCUUCCUCAAUGGCCGAGGACUCGGCCGAGGCUCCACAGCCUAGCGCCUCCAAGCCCAGUAAGUCCAACAAGUCAUACUUCCCGAAACGAGGCCAGACCUUGGAGCUUCUAUGCGAGUCCCUGGCUUUUAAGGGGAAAGGUCUUUGCAAGGUGGCGGACACCGGGUUCGUUGUCAUGUGCGACCGUGCACUUCCAGGUGAGCGAUUCAUUGGGCGUGUCACUCGCAAGAAGGAAAACUAUGCGGAGGUGACUAAAUUAAAGACAAUAUCUCCUCACUGGGACUUUGUUGAUGCCCCUUGUGAGUAUUCUUCCUAUUGUGGAGGAUGUAAAACGCAAAACCUCUCUUAUGAGGCUCAGCUUAGUGCCAAGGAACAACAAGUCCUAGAGUUGGUGACACAUGUCGGCAUGUUUUCUAGUAAGGAACUGGAAUCCCUUGACAUCAUGAAGCCAAUUGUUCCCUGUGAUAUCCAGUUCCACUAUAGGAACAAGAUGGAAUUCUCCUUUGGUUCUCACGAAUGGUUACCUACGGAAUCAUUAUCAGAGAAACAAGAUGGUAAUGAGAGUUAUGCACUGGGACUUCAUGCUCCUGGCUUUUUUGACAAGGUCCUGAAUGUCAACAAGUGCUUACUGCAAAGUGAGCCUGCCAAUAUGGUUCUUGCAGCUAUCCAAGAUUGUUGGAGAGAUCCACAACUAGGUCUUUCUGCUUACAAUGUUCACUCUCAUGCUGGAUUUCUUAAGCAUUUAAUGCUAAGAACUGGAAGGGAUGUGAAGACUGGUCUGCCUGAACUUAUGGUCAAUUUUGUGACCUCGUCUUACAAGCCUGAGCUGCUGGGGCCCCUAGUUGAUAAAAUAUCACCUGUUCCUGAAGUGGUAAGCAUAAUGAACAAUGUAAAUACCUCUAUUGGUAGCACUUCAGUUGGGGAGGAAGAAUACACUUUGUAUGGAAAAUCUACCAUCACAGAGAUCUUAAGGGGGCUCACGUUCCAAAUAUCAGCUAACUCUUUCUUCCAGACAAACACUCGGCAGGCAGAGGUAUUGUAUAAGCUCAUAGAAGAUUGUGCUGGUCUUAGAGGGGAUGGAUCAGAAGUUGUUCUUGACCUGUUUUGCGGGACUGGCACCAUUGGUCUGACUCUUGCCCAAAGGGUCAGACAUGUUUAUGGAUAUGAAGUAGUUGCUCAAGCCAUUGCAGAUGCUCGCUUGAAUGCCAAGCUGAAUGGAAUCCACAAUGCCACAUUUGUCCAGGGGGAUCUGAAUAAAAUUGAUGAAAGUUUUGGCAACAAUUUUCCUAAGCCCGACAUUGUCAUUUCAGAUCCAAACCGUCCAGGCAUGCACAUGAAGUUGAUUAAAUUUCUACUAAAGCUCAAGGCACCACGCGUAGUCUAUGUAUCGUGUAAUCCUGCCACGUGUGCACGUGACCUUGAUUAUCUAUGUCAUGGCGUGAUAGAGAAAAAUAUAAAAGGUGGUUACAGGCUGAAGAGCCUACAGCCGGUGGAUAUGUUCCCGCACACACCUCACAUUGAGUGUGUUUGCCUGUUGGAACUUUGCUGAUUUCUAUUUGUAACAAUAGUUCUCAUCAACUUGUAGGCACCAAAUCGGGUUUGUGUAAUCUGAUUCUUUCCUUACAAUUUUGCUAUUGGAAAUAGAUUAUUAGCUCAGGUGGAGAAGAAGUGUGGAGGUGGAAAUCAGUGGGGUGGAAUUAUUUUAUGCCCCUUUUUAGUAUACUCUUCUUCUUCUUUUUCAUUGGUUUUGAUGUUUAAUUAACUGGCCAAUUUUUGGUGUCUUAGAUGGCCUCUCACAUUUUAUUCAUUUAAUUAUCCAUUAAACCCAUCAAUUUCUCAAAA